Messenger RNA from Macroventuria anomochaeta, 1870 nucleotides. RefSeq names its product PNK3P-domain-containing protein. The record is from RefSeq and is a predicted model, not a curated record. The transcript has 10 exons. Gene Ontology annotation, molecular function: ATP-dependent polydeoxyribonucleotide 5'-hydroxyl-kinase activity; polynucleotide 3'-phosphatase activity; double-stranded DNA binding. Gene Ontology annotation, biological process: DNA repair. Lineage: Eukaryota; Fungi; Ascomycota; Dothideomycetes; Pleosporales; Didymellaceae. Bases 63 to 1415 code for a protein of 450 amino acids.
CACAAAGAUCACAACUUGUACGAAACUGUUUUGGAGCCGACCAUAGCGGUUGAAGUGCGAAUAUGCCUGAGAGGCCCGGGGCGAGAAAGCGACCCAGCGCCAGCAAAAAGGAAGUUUCUCCUCCUCCAGCGAAGAGGCGACAGCAGUCGCACACCACAAACAAAGCAGUUGCUAGUUUCUUCACACCCACGUCAAAGAAAGAGCCUGAAAAGAUGACGUGGCGGGUCGUGAAGGACAGCCUUCUUGUUGGGCGAUACAAUACCUCAGCUGUAGCUCAGUCGGCCAGUAAAGCCAGGCGGAGAAUAGCAGCUUUUGACUUCGACUCAACUUUAGUAAUACCUGCAUCUGGAAAGAAAUUUGGCCGCGAUGCUAGCGAUUGGAAAUGGUGGCAUGAGAGCAUUCCAGGAAAACUUACGCAGCUCCACGAGGAAGGAUACCUUCUUGCGGUGGUGAGCAAUCAAGGUGGUAUCAGCCUCAAGUCAGAUCCGAAGACCGUCAAGUCUGACCAGAAACGAUUGGCAGACUUCAAGGGGAAAGUCUCAGCAGUGCUUAGCCAGCUUGACCUACCUGUUACUGUGUAUGCAGCUACGGGCCGCGACGAGUACCGCAAACCACGAGUGGGGAUGUGGCGGGAACUCUUGGAAGACCACGACCUUGGCAUUGUGGAAUCUGUUGACCUCGAAAACUCCUUCUUUGUUGGCGACGCCGGUGGCCGCGAGGCGGUGGCUGAGAUAACUGUGAAGGACCACUCAUGUGUCGACAGGGAUUUUGCAGCCAACGUGGGCUUACCAUUUCAUACGCCAGAGGAGUACUUCCUGCAACAGACUCCUCAGCGAUUCGUGAGGGACUUCGAUCCAGCCACCUACAUGAACAGAUUGGCUGAGAGCUCAACAUCUGCAAAUCCUAUCAUUACGAAAACUGACGUUUUGGACAUUAUCCUUCUUGUCGGUAGCCCUGGUGCUGGCAAGUCAUCGUUCUAUUGGAGGCAUUUGCAGCCACUGGGCUAUGGUCGCGUAAACCAGGACAUCCUCAAGACUCGCGAGAAAUGCGUGAAAGCCGCCACGGCGCUCAUUGAAGAAGUAAGAAGUGUAGUGGUUGAUAACACCAAUGCCGAUCAAGACGUACGCGCCGUAUGGGUAAAUCUGGCAAAGAAACACUCGAUACCUAUUCGCUGUGUACUCUUUACAGCAUCGGCUAAACUGUGCGAACACAACGACACCGUUCGUGCGUUGAAUUUUGGUUCAGAAACCAAUCCCGAGAACAGGACCAUGUUGCCGAAGCUUGCGUUUACGAGCUUCGCGUCAAGAUACCGUGCGCCAAAGCUAGAGGAGGGCUUCAAAGAGAUCAUCAAGGUAGACUUCGAGUUGACUGGCUCUGAUGACCAAAAGGAGCUAUGGAGUAGAUACUGGAUUUGAGUGGAGAAAGAAGGCUCCACGAUAUCGAACGCUAGGAUCAUCCUGAGGUCAGAAGAAUUCCUGGCGCGAACGCUUACGACGACUCGCUGCGCCUGGUAUGAAUGCAGCGAUUCUAUUCUGCCAAUUGGUUGGUAUUCGCUGCAGGGCAUUACGGAGCUGCAAAAUAUAUUGUAGGGCUUGCUCGAAGCGAGCUCUUGCUCGCAGCACUAGUACCUCCGAAGUGUUGAGUAGUCUUCGGUUAAGUCAGCAUUCUACCACAUGGCAUGUUCCACGCUCAAUGGUCCGCGGUACAUGCAAUGCAGUGAAGCUGCAGCCCAGGCUGAGGUACAUAUACAUGACAGACGAUCAAACAUGAGGAGAUUGCGUACGCCGGCAGUCAGAUGGGAACAUACAUGGGUUUUCACGCGACAACUCAUCGUGGCCAUCGAAUUAUUGACCACACUGAUGAUGUGAAG